GAGAAGUAGGUGAUGCUAUCUUUCAUAUAGAAAAACAGCUAUACAUCUGUAAGGAGCAUGAAGACAAUGAAGAACCCUGCAGCCAGUUGUCUCUAUUUCUUGCAUCUCUUUGUUAUGGCAGUAUCAGGAGGAGAGGUCACAGGAUCAGUGAAUGACACAUUGACUUUACCCUGCACUUACAUUAUUCACAAAUCUCAACACCCCUUCUGCUGGGGACGAGGUGGCUGUUCACUGACAGAGUGCAACAAUAAUAUCAUCCGGACUGAUGGCCAAAAAGUGACCUGGAGGAAAUCUGACAGAUACCAGUUACUGGGGAACAUAAGUCAGGGGGACGUGUCCCUGACCAUCACUGGGGCCACUAAUGAAGAUGAAGGAACUUACUGCUGUCUUGUCCAUAUCCCUGGACUUUUCAAUGACAUGAAAGAAGAGGUGAACGUGAAGAUACAAGAAGGACCACCACAUCAAGGCCACCCUACCUUCUAUGAGACACAUGAUUCCAACCAAGGUGUGCCCCGGGGGAAAACUACAACUCGUAGCAAUCAGAUCUUCUCCACUCUUCACUCUGCUAGCCCUGGGAGUGAGGAAGAAGGACCCAGCCACUAUCACGAGAGGUUUAACUGGAACAGACUUGCAAAUCUGAGAUGGAUUAUCAUCCUUUUACUACCCGCAAUGUUCCUUCUCAUCUAUAAAUGUUGCUCCUUGUAGUUCUGCAGACCGUAUGAAGCUGGAGAACAUGGGGAAUCCAGUAAUAUAUUGGAGGGACUUUAUCAUGAGAAGAAUUUUAGCUUUGAAUCUGCGUUGGUGUAGUUUGCACCCAAUUUAUCAAAUGGUGCACAUUAGUUGACCAUUUUGACCAGAUUGUAACUAAUUUUGACACAUUUCAAAAAGUCACAUUAAUAAAUCUGAAAUACACUUACGGUAAUUGACACAGCUAUCUACUCCAUCUUUUCCUCCUACUUUUCAAAAAAAGCCAAAACGGCAUAAAAUCACAAAAGGUGUCAACAUUUGUUUGUGACAAUAGCAGGCUACAAAUUUGUGACUUUUCCCCCAGAAUUAUAACUCCCCCAUCGGCUCAUGAAUGCAACUGGUGCCUAUAUCCCCUAUAGUAGUUCUCCUCUCCCCUGUCCUUAUCGCCUAUAGCAAUAGUGCCCCUGGACCUCUCACUAUCAUAUACUAUAUGAGGUUUUUUUGCAGACUGUAUGCGUAACCAUUCAUUUCAAUGGGUCCGCAAAAAAUAACGGAAGUUAUUCUGUGUGCAUUUUGUUUCUGUAUGUUAAUAUGUCCAUUCCGCAAAAAAAUAGAGCAUAUCCUAUUAUUGUCUGCAUUACAGACAAGGAUAGUCCUGUUCUAUUAGGGGCCAGCUGUUCCGUUCCUCAAAAUACGGAAUGCACACGGAUGUCAUCAGUAUUUUUUGCGGAUCCAUUUUUUGCGGAAUGCAAAAUACACAUGGUUGUGUGCCUGAGCCCUAAUGAAGGACAUUUACCACCUUGUCAGACUUGUCCAUACAUACAGGGACUGUCAUGUUAACUGCCACGCAAUAAAAUGUUAAAGAUAAACAAAAGUGCUUGAAAUUGGCGUCACACAGUGGCUAUGUUCUCUUUUGCACACAUUUUUGUUUGCUUUAAUAUAUCUAAAAUAAAAUAAAAAAUCUGACCGUUUUGAGUAUAAAGCUCUUAUCCAAGAACUAUGUCUUUCUAUGGUAACAUUUAAAAAAAAUAUAUAAACCGUGUAUAUCUGAGGUACUCUUCCUCUACUUCUACUCCUGAUAAUGGUACAAGCAUCUAUGGUAAGAGAAAGUCAUUAUUCACAUAUAACAUGUAUUUUUUCUAAGGAGACCUCAGAUCUGCUGUUCUCACAUUUCACGAUUUUCCAUAUCAGGGAUACGGAGAGACAUGGGGAACACCCACUGAACUCUGUACUUGCAGCUGCACAAGCAGGCAUAUCAUGGAAAGCAGGUAUUAUACAUGUCAGGGGCAUUUGAGAGGUUGGUAUUAGUUAGGUACAUUUCUGAACACAAAUCCCCAACAGGGGGCAGUAUACUGAUAAAACACAUGUGCUGUCUCAACUAUUGCAAUGAGAAUAAUGGUGGAAAAAAACUGGAGCAAAGUAAAACAGGCUUAGUUGCCCAAAGCAACCAAUCAGAUUCCACCUUUCAUUUUUCACCAUGGGCAAGUGCCCCCCCCCCUGGAAAUCGGGGC
Messenger RNA from Bufo gargarizans (Asiatic toad), 2198 nucleotides. RefSeq names its product hepatitis A virus cellular receptor 1 homolog. NCBI's taxonomy places the organism in Eukaryota, Metazoa, Chordata, Amphibia, Anura, Bufonidae. The transcript is spliced from 5 exons. The record is from RefSeq and is a predicted model, not a curated record. Bases 58 to 705 code for a protein of 215 amino acids.